AUGCCUUCAGCGGCGAGUGAGGAAUGUCGCCAGUGCGAACGGUACGGCGUCGACUGUCCCGGGUAUACACGCAGCCACAAGUUCCUGGACGAGGGCCCGCAACUCCAACGGCGAUUUGGGAAGAACACCGAGUCGAUCGAUGAGCGAAUUGCCCCGACGCUCGCCGCGCAGUCGGUGGGCAAGCAGCAGCCAGUGGUCUUCGGCGAAUUCGUACUGAAGGCGUUCACUAAGUGGUUCGGGCUGAACCGAUUCCGGGUACAUACACCAUGGACAGUGUACAUCGCACAGCACGGAGGCCAGAGCGCGGCAUUCGACACGGCCAUUUUCUGCGUCAACUCGAUCUUCAUGGGCCACAAGCACAGCGACGACCGCCUGCAGCAGUCCAGCCGUGAGAUGUACAGCAGGGCGCUGCGACUGUUCGGGGAACGUAUCGGCAGCGAGGCGGGGAUGCGGUCGCGCGAGAGCGUGAGCAUCACCAUCGCGCUAAGUCUGUUCGAGGCGUAUUCGCGCACGCGCCCGGACUCAUGGGCGCCACACGCAGCUGCCACGGCCCUACUCAUGGCGCACCGGGGGCCGGCCGCGCACCUCACGGGCUUCGACCGUUGUCUCUACCUCUCCUUCCGCAGCUUCCUGGUAGCCGAAGCCUUCGUGAACGGUAAGCACUGCCUCUUCGAUCGGCCCGAGUGGCAGGCCCACAUCGACCAGGUCCGCGCCGAAGACAUGGCCUCGCCGCGCGUCGACCGGCCCAUCGCGCUGUUCAUCGAUUUCCAGGACCGCAUCUUCCUCGAGGUCGCCCGCGUCCCUGGUUUCCUGGUGCAGGCGCGCCGCCUCGCCGCCGCGCCCAACCCCGAGAAAGCUAUUCGCUCCCUAGGCGCCCAGGCCCUGCGCUGCAGCCAGCGUCUAGACCAACUAGCUGCCCACCUGCGCCUGACAGCCGCCGUACAGAACUACCGCUGGAAGCCCGAGCCCAACAACUCCCGUGCCACCGACACUAAGAACAACGACAACAACCCAACAUUCAUCGGCCCCAUCCCUUCGAAUUUCCCACAGGCAUUCGCAAACAGCGUCCUGCGCGGUGCCGACAGGUGCCUUUACAUUCUGCGCCUGCUCCUCGGUUAUCUGCACAGCAGGGACAUGCCGAGUCCCGGCAGCAGUCCGGAAAGUGACAAUCUGGAAGAAGAACGGCCGGUUGACCUCUCGGACCCUUUACCAUUCCGCAUUGUGUCCAAACUGCAUGGCAGCAGCGACGAAUCUCCAGGUGUAGGCGCUGCCACGACAGGCGAAGAGGAGGAGAUCCUACCGGCGGAUCAGUGGCUUGAUCAUGUUGCGGCAUCCAUGGGACUGGAGGCGUUCGAGGUCGUCACGUAUGCGAAGGAGAGCCCUGUAUCUGAUGAUACGGACGACUACUGGACGCGGGCACUAUCUCUGCGAUGA
Molecule: messenger RNA, 1434 nt
Organism: Penicillium alfredii
Lineage: Eukaryota; Fungi; Ascomycota; Eurotiomycetes; Eurotiales; Aspergillaceae
Exons: 2
Coding region: 1-1434 (477 amino acids)
Source: RefSeq, a predicted model, not a curated record